Messenger RNA from Amblyraja radiata (thorny skate), 1258 nucleotides. RefSeq names its product mitochondrial ribosomal protein L23 (gene mrpl23). Gene Ontology annotation, cellular component: ribosome; mitochondrial large ribosomal subunit. Lineage: Eukaryota; Metazoa; Chordata; Chondrichthyes; Rajiformes; Rajidae. Gene Ontology annotation, biological process: mitochondrial translation. The record is from RefSeq and is a predicted model, not a curated record. The transcript has 5 exons. Bases 68 to 529 code for a protein of 153 amino acids. Gene Ontology annotation, molecular function: structural constituent of ribosome.
GGCUGGUGCCGCUAGUGGCGCUGUGGGUGCGGACGGUCGGGGUCGAGGCCGGGGAAGCUGCGACGCGAUGGCGCGGAGGGUGAUCUAUCCACUGUAUCAAUAUGGAAACCCUCAACUCAGGAUAUUUCGAACCAACUUUUUUAUGACCCUGGUGAGGCCUGGGAAGGAGCAACCAGAGGAUACAGCCCAGUUUAGGAUCCCCAUGGAGAUGACAAAACCUGACGUGAAAAAUUACCUACAGGACAUCUACAGUGUCCCAGUGGCUGCAGUUAGGACCAGAAUACAAUAUUGUACUAACAAGAAGAGAAAUCAUAAGAAUCAGAAGGUGAAGCGGCCUGAUUAUAAAGUUGCCUAUGUUCAGUUAGCUGAAGGUCAGACUUUCAAUUUUCCAAACAUUUUUCCCGAGAAGGAUCAAACUGCUGAAUCAGGCUCUCUGGAAGAAAUCCAAAAUAAGUUCUUGGAAGAAGAUAAACAGAAACAGAAAGCAGACCCACGGCGAGGGGGUGUCACUGAAUGGUUUGGACUUUGAGAAACACUUCUUUGGAAGUUGAGAUCUUUUUCAGAAGAAUUAUCAUUUUUCAGAUACUGUUCAUUAUGAGGGGUAACUCUGUAGACAUUAUACAUUUUGAUAACUAUUGCUCACCAACUUUCCAGUGAUUUGUGUCCAUUACUUAUAAAGCAGCGGUGUAGUGCUCUGUUACGUAAUGGGCUGCGAGUCAGUUUUGAUGUCCAUUCAUUGAAAAUCCAGUUCAAUAUGCACAUACUGACCAUAAGAGCAGAAUUAGGCCAUUCAGCCCAUCACGUCUGCUCCGCCAUUCGAUCAUGGCUGAUCUAUUUUUCCCUGUCAAUCCCAUUCACCCGUAAUCUUUGACGCCCUUACUAAUCAAGAACCUAUCAAUCUCCACUUUAAAAAUACCCAAUGAAUUGGCCUCCACAGCCGUUAUUGGUAUUACUGAAGGUAGCUCAUGUAUGGGUGCUAAACUGAAUGUGUAUGUAAGUUAAUAUAUCCUGCACCCGACAGUUUAUAUUUGUUAAGAGGGCAGACUUGAUGUUUGUUGGGGGUUGGAGAGAAGGUACGUGGAAAAUAAAUCUAAUUAUUCGAAGACCAACUGUCGUAUAAAAGAUUAUGCCUGCCAAGGAAUUUAUUGAGUUACUUUUGUAAACUUUUUUUGAGAGAAAAUCAAAUGCAAGUGUAUCUGGUCAUUCUUGUUCUAGCAGUAGUCUAAAAUAUUGAAUAAAAUUUGAAAGGGCAAAUGCA